AUGUCUGCUAGUAGCUAUACAAAUAAGACAUUUGCUGGAAUAAAAGCUGCAAACUUAGAUCAAAUUAACAAGAAAUUUAUUUGCGUGUAUUGUGAACACAUAUUACAGAGUCCAACGCAACUUCUGUGUUGCGGCAUAUUGCUGUGCAAACAUUGUUUGACAAAAGGAUUGUCCAGCAGAAAACCUUUUCUUUGUCCAUAUUGUCAUGAAGAACAUGAAACAAAAGAAGCAUCACCCGAUCGUGGUCUCGCAAGAGAAUUGAAUAUGGUUAUCCUCACAUGCUAUUUGUGCUCGUGGAAUGGAUCGUACAAAGAUUAUCUGAACCAUUUACAAGACAUGCAUGCAAAUUUAGAAUGUGCCGAUUGUCAUGAACACUUUUCUACGAUAAAUCUAUUUGAGGAACAUCGGCAAGAAUUAUGCAUUCAUCGAUCUGUGCCGUGUGGAUUGCCUGACUGUGCAAAUUCGAUAAAAUGUUACGAUAUGGAAGCACACUAUGUCACUGAUCUACAUCAGUAUAGUUUAAUUAUGAUGAUUUUGCAAUAUAUUGGCUCAAAUCAUGAUAAAUCAGUAAUAACGAAUCGUUCUAACAUAAUAAUUAGAGAAUUGAUGGAUAUUCAGGAGAAUGUUAACCUUGUUUUCUCAAUCUAUGAAAUUCUAUUAAAGGAUUGCGACCGUUUAAAAACCGACUUAAGUCAAAUAGAAAUACUUUUGAAUCAAAAUUCUAGCGAAACAAAGAAAUUAGCAGAACGCAACCAUGAAAAUGAAAAAGCCAUGAAAGAAUUACGCGACGGCACAAAUCGUUUAGAAGAACUACUGAAAGCUACGGAAAGAGACAUAGAAGAAAUUCCAAGUCUACUAUUAGAUAGUGAUGCGACUGUAACGCUACGUUUCAUUUAUCCUAACUCUUCGCUAUUUUCAUUGGAUUCGCCAAAAUUCAGGACUUCAGAAUAUGGUCAUAUAUUCUCGAUUUCUGUACGUUCAACCAUUGAAGCAGAAAAAUGGUACUUGUCGAUUUUUCUAACAUUAUAUAAUGGGGAAUAUAGCAACCUCCUUUCGUAUCCAUUUUCUUUUCCUAUCCAUUUCGUUUUAUGGGACCAAUCUAACAAACAACAGCACAUUACAUACAUCUUAAAACCAGAUCCAAAUGCACCUGCAUUUAUGCGCCCUAACAGUGAAAAGAAUGAAGAAUAUUGCAUCAAAAACUUGUGUCCGCUUGAAGCUAUUACAGAUUCCGAAAGUGCCUAUGUGAAAGAUGGUGUUUUUUUUAUUCGACUGUUUAUUGACUUCUUCAAUGUUGGAGAAAAUCCAUUCCAGUCAGAGAAAUAUCUUAAUCAUAAUGAAUUCAUAUCCUCCGAAAAAAUGUUAACAGAAUAA
This is a messenger RNA of Rotaria socialis, 1374 nucleotides long. The record is from the annotation of a GenBank genome assembly. Lineage: Eukaryota; Metazoa; Rotifera; Eurotatoria; Philodinida; Philodinidae.